Megalops cyprinoides (Indo-Pacific tarpon) is the source of this 1563-nucleotide messenger RNA. RefSeq names its product karyopherin alpha 7 (importin alpha 8) (gene kpna7). Gene Ontology annotation, molecular function: nuclear import signal receptor activity; protein binding. Gene Ontology annotation, cellular component: nucleus; cytoplasm. Gene Ontology annotation, biological process: NLS-bearing protein import into nucleus. The coding region runs from base 1 to 1563 and encodes 520 amino acids. NCBI's taxonomy places the organism in Eukaryota, Metazoa, Chordata, Actinopteri, Elopiformes, Megalopidae. The record is from RefSeq and is a predicted model, not a curated record. The transcript is spliced from 10 exons.
AUGCCGACCACAAAUGUCGCCGAGGAAAGGAUGACUAAGUUUAAAAAUAAAGGCAAAGAACCUUCGAAACUCAGAGAACGUAGGAUUGCGGUUACUGUGGAACUGCGAAAAACACAAAGAAGCGAAAAUAUAUUGAAGAAACGAAAUAUAUCAUCUCUACCUGAUGAUGAGGCUCUCUCGCCGGAGUAUAACUCGGACAGUCGGGAGUUUAUUUUAUCGACCAUUGAGGAUAUCAUCGGCAACGUGAAUAGCGACAGUAAAGAGAAGCACACUCGCGGAUGUCAGGCAGCCAGGAAGCUGCUCUCUCGGGAGAAGAAUCCCCCGCUCAAAGAGAUCAUCGAUGCAGGGCUCCUCACUCGCUUUGUGGAGUUUCUGGGGCGUGACGAUGACCCCACCCUGCAGUUUGAGGCAGCGUGGGCCCUCACCAACAUCGCCUCAGGCACCUCUUGGCACACGCAGCAGGUGGUGGAGCAUGGUGCUGUACCUGCCUUUAUCUCUCUGCUGGCAUCACCUCUGCUGCACAUCAGUGAGCAGGCUGUCUGGGCCCUGGGGAACAUUGCUGGUGAUGGUCCGGCAUAUCGAGAUGCAUUGAUUGACUGUGGUGUUGUCCCUGCACUGUUGGCACGACUAACACCAGAUGCUCCUGUCGGCUACCUGCGCAACCUGACAUGGACGCUCUCAAACCUGUGCAGAAACAAGAACCCUUUUCCUCCCAUCUCUGCAGUGCAGCAGAUCUUGCCCUCCCUGAUCCAGCUCCUGCACCUCAGCGAUAAAGAUAUCCUGUCUGAUGCCUGCUGGGCCAUCUCCUACCUCACAGAUGGCUCCAAUGAUCGCAUUGACAUUGUGGUCAAAACUGGCAUCGUGCCCCGCCUAGUAGCCCUCAUGGGAUUUGAGGAACUGUCUGUUGUGACCCCAGCACUUCGGUCCAUUGGCAACAUCGUGAGUGGUUCGGACUACCAGACACAGGUGGCCAUUGAUGCAGGCGUGUUGUCAGUCCUGCCACGACUCCUGCGUCACAGCAAACCUAGUAUACAGAAGGAAGCAGCAUGGGCUGUGUCUAACAUCGCAGCUGGACCCUGUCAGCAAAUCCAGCAGCUCAUCACCUGUGGUCUGCUGCCUCCACUCAUAGACCUGCUGAAGAACGGUGACUUCAAGACCCAGCGUGAGGCAGUGUGGGCCAUCACUAACUAUACCAGUGGAGGCACAGUGGACCAGGUGGUACAGUUGGUCCAAAGCGGUGGUCUGGAGGCCAUCCUUAACCUGCUUCAGGUCAAAGACAGCAAGACCAUUCUAGUGAUCCUUGAUGCCAUUAAUAAUAUCUUCAUGGCUGCUGCCAAGCUGGGGGAGACGGAAAAGCUGUGCCUCCUGGUGGAAGAGGUGGGAGGACUGGACCGGAUUGAGCUCCUGCAGAACCACGAGAAUGACUCUGUUUACCGGGCUGCUCAGACCCUCAUUGAGAAGUAUUUUAAUGAUGAAGGAGAUGAUGAAUGUCUGAAGACUGAAGCCACUGAAAAGGACUUCAUUUUCAAACCACCUGAAGUUCAGAAGCAGUUUGACUUUUAA